AUGCGCCAACUCGAGGACUUGGAUGACCCGCUGCUCCUGCACUGCUUCAGCUUCUUGACUCCGCUUCCAGACCUGUUCAAUGUCGCCGCAAGCUGCCGGCGCUUCCGGGACCUGGCACUCGACCGCCGCUCCUGGCUGUUUGUGACGCACGCGGCGGCGGCCGCCGCGGCCGCGCCCCGCCGCGCCGAGCGCGCCCCGGCGCCGGCGCUGCCGCCGUGGGCCGCCUCCAACGCCUCCCUGGGCAGCCCAGCAGCAGCAGCGGAAGCAGCAGCAGCAGCCGCAGCAGCAGCAGGCGACGGUACGCCGCACUGGUACCGCAGCCAGUUUGCCACGCUGGACGCGGCGGUGGCGGCCAGCCGCCCGGGAGACACCAUCCUUCUCGAGGCUGGACCAGCGCCGCACGCCGUCUCCGCGCCGCUGGCCGUGCCGCACCCUGUGCUCAUUCUGGGCGGUGGGGUAGAGGCAGGGGAGUGUGUGCUGCAAGGGUCACCCGGCCUGGAUGCUCUCCUGGACUUCAGGCAAGCCGGCCCCUGGCAGCGCGCCGCCGCGCCUGGCGCCAACCUGCGUGCCUGCGCUCAGGCGGGACGAGCCUCUGGCAGGCUGGCCAACCUGACGCUGCGGGCCACCUCGGGCGCCUGCGUGGCGCACACCCGCGGCAGGCUGACCGUGCAGGGCUGCAACCUUGAGUGCGACGCGCGGGGGCUGCCCCACUUGGUAGCCCCUCUGCUCACCCGUGCCGCCAGCUGGCCUCGCAUUCCGCCCACGCCCGCCGUUGGCGCCGCCGCCGCCCUGCCGCACCCCGCCGCGCCCGGCCCCGCUUUGGCAGCAGCGACCGGCGCCGCCGCGCAGCGAGGCGCCAGUAAGCGCGCCGCGGCCGGCGACGGCGACUGCGCGACGGGCACGGGCGGCGGCGCCGCUGCGGAGGAGCCGCCCGCCGCCAAGCGGCUGCGGGCGUGGCGCGACACGGCGUCGGCGGCGGCGGGCCCGGGCGUGCUGAGCGUAGCAGAGAGCCGCAUCAAGGCCGUCGGUUGCGCUGUGGAGCUGCGCGGCAGCGGGCGGCUGUCUGCGGUGCGAGCCAUCUACAACAGCAGCCACACCCUGAUCUGGCUGGAGGUCGACUCAGCCGACUUUCCACCCGACUUCCCAGCUGGCGGCCGCCACGUCAGCGCCGCCAGCCGCGCGCCGGCGGCCAACGCCGGCGACGCCCCGGCCAGCGACGCGGCUGCGGCUGCGGCCGGCAGCAGCAGCGGCGGCGGUGGUGGUGGUGGGCUUGGAGCCGCAGGCUGGGCUCCAGGCCCUGCUGCCCACCCGGCCACGCCGCUGCCGUCGUGGGCAGUGCGCGCCGCGGCGGCGGGGUUUGAUGCAGCCGCCUUCCAGCGCCGGGCGCAGCGGCUGGCGGCGGCGGCCGCGGCUCCUGCCGCCGACGCCCAGCCGCGGCGGGGAGCUGCCGGGGAGCAGCCGGCGGGGGCGGCAGGCAUGGAGCUAAAGGCAGAGGAGUGGUGUGUGCGGCACCACGCCGCCAUGAGCCCGCCACCCAAACCCUGA
This is a messenger RNA of Chlorella variabilis, 1545 nucleotides long. RefSeq lists its product as hypothetical. Lineage: Eukaryota; Viridiplantae; Chlorophyta; Trebouxiophyceae; Chlorellales; Chlorellaceae. Gene Ontology annotation, molecular function: protein binding. The coding region runs from base 1 to 1545 and encodes 514 amino acids. The transcript is spliced from 6 exons. The record is from RefSeq and is a predicted model, not a curated record.